Messenger RNA from Geodia barretti, 1538 nucleotides. Lineage: Eukaryota; Metazoa; Porifera; Demospongiae; Tetractinellida; Geodiidae. The record is from the annotation of a GenBank genome assembly.
GACUUUGAUGGCUCAGCAGAGACUGAGAGAAAGAGGCAAGCUAUUAUCAUGGUUGCUGUGCUCUCAAAACAUGGCUCAAAGUUUGCGUUGUGUCUUCUGGUUAUUAUAGCAAUUACAUCUACUUUUGUCCUCUAUCUAACGCGACAGCAACCAAAGGCAUUCCUUCAUCAAUCAUCCCAAUCAGCUUCUCUCUUUAUAUCAAUUAACUAUUUACCGUCGGUUUUUACUAAUGCGACACCUUCACCACUUAUUGCAACUACAAGGAAACCAGUCAAGGAUUGCCCUUUUACUGAUGAUUUUGGGGAAGUUGGGUCAUUACUUCGGAAUGGUCGUACUGGUGCAGUGACACUUACAAAAACCAGAGGUGUGGGAUACUGGGUAGGUCUCCACUUCUCUGACCAGGGGACUGGAGCGUUUUUGAACAUGAUGAGCUUUCUUUGUCUGUCAUCGUUCGUGGGUGGAGUCCGAGUUGUCGAGCCUUUUGCUUUUGGCUCCAAUGUCGGUCAGAAGGCCAAUGAAAACUGGACGGAGCAACUUCCAUUCAGUGACGUCUUUGAUGCUGACGAGUUUAAUUAUUUUGCGAGAUCUCGGGGGUUUAGCUCAUUGGUACCGUACAGUAAGUUUCUAGCUGACGCUCCCCGAAAACUUCUGGUUGCGCAGUACAAGUGUGAUACCAAGUUCAGUCGCUGCCGAACAUGUGGGCAUGGAGAUGUACUAGAGCAAGGGAGACAAUUUUCGAAAUGGAACGGAUUUGAAAUGGUUGGUCAUGUGUGUUUGGACUAUAAUGGAUCAAACGUGUCAAUGACCCUUGAAGAGUUCCAGAGCCAGCUCUAUAGUACUUACAACAGGUCUGAAGUCGUAGUUCUGUUUCCCCUGUUUGCAGGGGUUACUAAUGAACUGGAAACAUUUCGACUCAUUAUGAGUCAAAGAGAGUGCCAGAGGUCAAGUGUGUCGGCGAGCUUCUUUAGCAUUAGACCCAGCAAACUUGUCGAGACUAGUGCCGACAACUACAUUGACAAGUAUUUGAAACGAGGCAGGUACAUAUCUGUGAUGGUGAGGUUGGAGAGCAUUGUCAGGCCACUAAAACUAAAAGAAUUUACAGUCAAUAGGUGUCUUUAUCGCUUAUACAAGGUAGUCAAAAACUUAAAAUCAAAGUAUGGUUAUAGUGGUGUCGCUCUAUCCCUCGAUGUUGGAAUAUACGGCUCUUUGUAUUUUCGUGAAUUUCCGAAUGAAAUGGAUGCCAUCUUACCCGCCGUAAACAGGUUUAUAUCUAAGACAGUGGAGAGAGAUAUGACCUUGUCAGACUGGGAGAGCACUUUUACAAACACAACACUAAGGCAGAACCCUGGAUUUGUAGCAAUCAUGCAGAAGGCUAUAGCAGCAAGAGGUGAACUUCUUAUUCUGGUAGGUGAGGACUCCAGUUUCCAGAAGUCAGCACAGUUGAUGUUUAUUAUGACACAUCCCGACCCCGAAAGGGUCGUUCAUUUAGGAAAAACGUGUUGGUGACAUUUCAAAGUUGUAUCGAAGACUAUUAUUAC